Molecule: messenger RNA, 1551 nt
Organism: Hemibagrus wyckioides
Lineage: Eukaryota; Metazoa; Chordata; Actinopteri; Siluriformes; Bagridae
Product: multiple epidermal growth factor-like domains protein 6
Exons: 1
Coding region: 90-1115 (341 amino acids)
Molecular function (GO): calcium ion binding
Source: RefSeq, a predicted model, not a curated record
UCAAGGUUUAUUAAGGUGCCUAAAGUUCUGUACCUCAGCAUUUUAGCUCACACUUGAGACCAGUCUCUAUACAAUAAAUUUGCUGGAGAAUGGAUUCCUACAGAGCAGUCAUCACGUUUAUUAUUUUAAUCUCCUUCCAUAUGGGACAGACACUGCGCUGUGCAUGCAAAGAAGAUUUAAGAACUUGCACAAGUAUUUAUGAUAUGCAAGCCAACUUCAAAACAGCCCAACAGACCUGCAUGAAAAAUGGAGGGAAAUUACUAACCACAUCGAGUAAAAGUAUCGACAGUUUGCUUUUCAACAAAACGGGACGUUUUUGGAUUGGCACAGACGGUGAUUGUUUAAGCAGAAGCAGACAUUCCGGAGGUGAUUCUGUGACACUGAACAGCGGAAGGAAAGAUGUGGCAUGUUCCUCAAAGUGCAUGAUGGUUUCUAGCAACAGGAAUUUGAUCGAGCGCUCGUGCGAGGAACAGGCUGAUGGCUUUUUGUGUGAUGACAUUCAGUGGGAAAACUGCUGGGAGAAUAGAGCGUCCGAAGUACAAAUUCUGAAUAAUGAUGACUGCCUAUUUGCUCCCUGUGAACACCAGUGCUUGGAGGUUCCUGGAGGCCACAUGUGUUACUGUUAUUUAAAUUUCAGACUAAGCAAGAAACAUCCUGAACGUUGUGAGUUGUACUGCGACUCUCACACCUGCCCACUGGCAAAAGGCAUGUAUCAGUGUCCUGAAGGCUUCGUCAAAGACGAGACACAAUGCGUAGAUGUUGACGAGUGCACGUCGAAUCACAACUGUGAACAAGAAUGCAUGAACACAUUUGGAAGUUACAAGUGCUUUUGUAAUGAUGGGUUCAAGCUGGUAAACAAAUCAAAAUGUGUUCCUCUUAUGAAUAAUACUCCAAUAUCUGGCACGCUUGUUACACCUUCUGUAAAUUACACGUCAAGUCAUGCAGCUUUUGAGACUCCAGUGGAGUAUAUUGGUCUAACACUCUUUGUCAUCCUGGUCAUAUCUGCUCUGGUAGGACUUCUGUAUUAUUUGAGAAAAAACAAAUCUGAUUUACUUCUAAAAGACACAGAUGCUCCAGAAGACAUUACAGUUCAAGAAACACAGUUACAGCUGUAAAACUUCUUCUUGUCUUCAAGUCCAGAAGUAAUUUCUGUGACAUUAUUUGAUUUUUAGUUAAUUUAAGUCAUGUGUUGAAGUAAUAUUAUUAAUCUGGUCAUAUUUGUGUAAACAGUUAUUGCUAAAAAAUGAUGGUAAGAUUAAAGCUAUUUAUGUACUUAUUUAUAUACCAGAUAUCUGUAUGUAUGAAUGAUUCUGCAGUGCUAACAAAAAUGUGUGGAAAUAUUUCAGUCAUCAUGAAGGGACAAAUGAUGGACAGUGUUCUAUACCAAAGUACCCAGAUAUAAUAUUUGUGUAACAGUAAAAGAUAUUUUAUUGAGAAAUGAUGCCAAAGUGACCCAUGCUUUAAUGAUGGCAAUGAUGCCAAUGUUAUAACACCAAUAAUGUGUUUUUAUAUCAGCAGAACUGUAAACAAUAAAGACACACAUUGUAUGAA